GAGCCUUGAGAAAGAUUAAGAGAAACAAUUAGCUCAACAAGAAUGAGGAAACCAGAGGUAGCAAGUGCAGCCACUCAUCAAGUAAAGAAGAUGAAGAAGGGACUAUGGUCUCCAGAGGAAGACUCAAAGCUGAUGCAGUAUAUGAUAAACAAUGGGCAAGGAUGUUGGAGUGAUGUCGCCAAAAACGCAGGCCUUCAACGAUGUGGCAAAAGCUGCCGUCUUCGUUGGAUCAAUUAUCUUCGUCCUGACCUUAAGCGUGGUGCUUUCUCUCCUCAAGAAGAGGAACUCAUUAUUCGCUUUCAUUCCAUUCUCGGUAACAGGUGGUCUCAGAUUGCAGCACGAAUGCCUGGUCGAACCGACAACGAGAUCAAAAACUUCUGGAACUCAACAAUAAAGAAAAGGCUAAAGAAGAUGUCCGAUGCAUCCAGCCUCGUCAACAAUUCAUCUUCAUCACCCAACGCAAGUGAUUCAUCUUCUAAUAAUACCUCCUCUUCAUUGGACCUUAAAGACAUUAUAGGAAGCUUCAUGUCCUUCCAAGAACAAGGAUUUGUCAACCCCUCUUUGACCAACAUACCAACCAGCAACAAUCCAUUCCAAGCGGCACACAUGAUCAGCCACCCUUGUCAUGACGAUUAUACCCCUUAUGUAGAUGGUUUCUAUGGAGUAAACACAAGGCUACAAGGGGGAAUCUACUUUCCACCUUUGGAGUGCGAAGAAGGUGAUUGGUACAAGGCAGAUAUUAACAACCACGUAGUCGAGAUGAACACUAAUGGAGCUGGAAAUGUACCUGAGGGUAUGAGAAUGGAAGAAUAUUGGGACCUUGACCAGUUGAUGAGCACUGAGGUUCCUUCAUUUCACUUCAACUUCAAACAAAACACAUGAUUCAUUUUCACGUCAUUUUUUUUUCUGUUGCGGAAUUAUACCAAAGCGAUUCAUAGCCACACGUAAAUGCAAAUACUGAUAUAUAUUACAUUCUCUGAUUCUCAUAGAUAGAUAUUGAAAAGUUAGAGAGUCUUUUGUAUUUCGAAUAAUUGUCUCGUACAAGGGCUUGACGUGCCAUGUGUAAUGAUUAGUCAAUGUAAGCUAAAUCUCUUAAUGAAAUAUGAAAUAAACACAUACAUUUGUAAAUA
Raphanus sativus (radish) is the source of this 1130-nucleotide messenger RNA. Its product is annotated as transcription factor MYB46. NCBI's taxonomy places the organism in Eukaryota, Viridiplantae, Streptophyta, Magnoliopsida, Brassicales, Brassicaceae. The transcript has 2 exons. The coding region runs from base 43 to 882 and encodes 279 amino acids. The record is from RefSeq and is a predicted model, not a curated record.